AUUUCUCCCCGCCCAUCCCUGCCUUGUAUUGGCCGAGCUGUAAAUUACUCACUGCAGUCUGUUCGGUGGCUAACAUUCAUCGUAGCGAACCACACCAGAUAUUAUUUCCGUUGUUGUCAUCGCUGUGGAUUGACAGAGGUAGUUGUUCUGCUGUGAUGCCAGUGACAGAGCACAUAUCUUCAGAUCCCAUAGUUGACCCGUGAGGGUUCAUCACCCACAGCCAUCAUGGAAGACUUUUCUGCUGCCAGAUGGGGUCUGAAUGUAUCCCACAAUGCCUCACCUUCCCCUCCCAGUAUGUCCAUUGACAGGCUCUUCCCAGCGCUCCUGGAGUGCUUUGGUAUCAUUCUAUGUGGCUACAUCGCUGGGAGGGCAAACAUAAUCACAUCCACGCAGGCCAGGGGUCUGGGGAACUUUGUGUCCAAGUUCGCAUUGCCUGCCCUGCUAUUCAAGAACAUGGUGCUGCUGGACUUCGGCAACGUAAUCUGGUCUUUCCUGUGGAGCAUCCUUAUUGCCAAGGUGACAGUGUUUGUCAUAGUCUGCUCUCUGACGCUGCUGGUCACUGGCUCAGAGACUCGCUUCGGCAAGGCGGGCCUCUUCUCCAUCUUUGCCACUCAAAGCAAUGACUUUGCACUGGGUUACCCCAUAGUGGAGGCUCUAUACAAGAACACCUACCCAGAGUACCUGCAGUACAUCUACCUGGUGGCACCAGUGUCCCUCAUGAUCCUGAACCCCAUCGGGUUUGCCUUCUGUGAGAUCCAGAAGUGGCGUGAGAGUUCGGACCAGCGGCGAAACAAGAUGCAGAUCGUGGGCCUGGUGGUUCUGCAGGUUUUGAAGAACCCCAUAGUGUUCAUGGUGAUCGUUGGCAUUGUCUCUCACUUCCUCCUGGGCCAGAGGGUACCCACCUUCAUGGAGGAGUUUGUGGAUGGUCUCGCCAAUUCCUUUGGAGGGGCGGCACUGUUCUACUUGGGCCUGUCCAUGGUGGGCCAACUGGGGAAGCUGACCCGGUCCACUGUCAUUGCUCUGAUCCUGCUCAUCACUGCCAAGCUGUUGGUGAUGCCGCUAAUCUGCAGGGACAUGGUGGAGCUGCUGGAUACAGACAACACCAGCUCCCUCAACCACAGCAGCCUCUCCAACUUUGCCUUUAUCUACGGAGUCUUCCCCACGGCUCCCAGCGUGGCCAUCUAUGCAGCCCAGUACAAUAUGGAGCUAGAAGUUGUUACCUCAGGGAUGGUAAUAAGCACGUUUCUUUCCGCUCCAAUCAUGUAUGUUUCCGCCUGGCUGCUGACAAUCCCAUGGAUGGACCCAAAGCCAUUAGCAUCUGCACUGCAGAAUGUUGGCUUCAACGUCAGCGUUGUCAGCUUAGUGGCUGUGGUGUGGACUGUCAGCGUCAUGCUCUUGAGUAAGAAGUACAGAAGAUUGCCGCAUGUGUUCACCUUGAACCUAUUUCUGGCACAGUUUCUUGUUUGUGUCAGUAUGAUUCUGUGGAACUUCAUUGUGGAGCAAGACAACUCUAUCGGACAAAUAUUGACCUUUGGUCUGCUGUAUGGCUCAAUUUACAGCACCUAUGUGUGGACAGGUCUGAUUGCAUUCUCCCUUGCACUGAUGAAGAGGGACAAUGAACUGAAGGUUCAGCCAGUGUUCUUCAUGGCUGUGGGCUGGGGAGUUCCUGUGCUGGUUGUGGGAGUCCUCCUUAUUGCUGGAGAGAAGACAUCUGACAGCAUCGACUCUGCCUUCUUCUAUGGAAGGCCCCAGGUGAUCAGCACUGCAGUAGUGCUCGCCUGCAGUAUCCUGCUGGGGGGCUGCUCUCUGAUGGGCCUCAGCCGGGGCUCCCAGGAAAGCAGCUACCAGGCCUUGGACCAAGGCUUUGUGUCCGGCACCAGCGAGGACCCGAGGCCCCAGAACAGCUCAGAGAACCAGGCCACGCCAGAGGCCACAGCCACAGGGACCAGCGAUCCUAGAGAGUGCCAUUCUUGUGACUGUGUUCAGCCUGAACCCAUGCCUGAAAUGAUUGUAAGCACCAACGUAAGCGACCUAGCAUCCAUAAACGCAGAUCCGUGUGGGGAGGGCUGUCAGUCUCCUCGCUGCCUUCUGACCCCUGAGGAGGAGCCGAGGUCUGACAGACAGGUGGCCCGACACGUGCUGUUGUGCCUGCUCCUCACUGUCUGCCAGCUGGCUAAUCUGUCCAGCUGCCUGUGGUGGCUGUUUGACCGUGUCCCUGGGAGACUGUACUUGGAGCUGCAGUUUUUCUGUGUUGUGGUCAAUUAUGGGCAGGGCUUCAUUUCAUUUGGAAUCUUUGGACUGGAUAAGCAUUUGAUAAUCCUACCAUUCAAGAAGAGGUUACUGAGUCUUUGGCAAGGCAGGGAGCGGGUGGAGGAGCCACAGGUAGCUGUUCCUGAAGAGAUUCGCCUGACCUGCACCCAGUUUGUGCGGUACCACAAGGACCAGUGCGUGCAGGACAUUGUGAAGAAGAGGAGUCAGGAGUGAAAUCACUUUCCUCUCCGUAUCAAAACAGCUAUCUCUAAUAGCCUAUUAAUCUUGUGCUUGGGUAUGGCUUUCUUGCUUUUCCUGUUCACACGAUACAAACCGUCUCAUCUUUCCUGAUUGGCCCUGAGAAAUAAAUACAUUCAAACAUACAGGAUUUAUAUACAGGAAUGCCCCUAUAUUACAAGCAGGGCUGGAGUCGAAACCAGCUCAGACAUAUCCAAUUCCAAGCAGAGACAGUGGUAAUUAAACUCUACUGUAAGUCAAGACCAAGACCAAGAGGGUGAAGAGAAUUCGACAACUAGACUUGAGCAGUUUUAUUCCAAUUCAAGACCAAGACCAUAACAUAGUGUUUUUUGAAUGAAUAACACCAUAUUGCCCAAAACAUAAAUCUUCUAGGAGUUCAGUAAGCACUAAAUUAAUUUCUUAUCAAAUUAUUAUGACACGUCUACAUGACACAGUCUAUAAAUGACUGAUAUUAAGACUUUUUUACACACAUUGUUGCUUUGUCGACAUUUCUCUCUAUAGACUUUUACUGUUUUGUACAUAUAUUUCAAAUAUUAACUGUUUUUGUAUUAAAUAUUUUAGAGAAACAGCUGCCAUUGUUCAUUGGAAGACUAUGCCGGACACAGAAUAAGUAAAAGAUGCCUGCCAAAUAUCUAUAGAUAGCUGUCAUUUCACUAGAACGAGUUGACAAGCUAGCUGUUUAUGUUUAAAUAUAAAAGCAUGCUUAAACACUUUCUGACCUAAUGCAGUUCACUCCAAUCCAUUGAAAACCAAUAUUGGAAAUCUUAUGUCUGAUAAGUGAAAUAAAUACAAGAAAGAUAGUGUAUCGUUUAGUGGCCCAGAGUUCCGACAGGUCACUGGAUAGUAUUUCCUGGUUAUCUUUACUUACAGCUUCAUGCCAAUCUAAAAUAUUCUCUGAGAAUAUAGUGAAAUCUGGUAAGAGCACAGCAAAAAUGUUAUGGACAAGGGGAUGGCAUGGGACUUGCGUAACACAACGAAAGAAAGUACCAAAAAACAAGAAAAUGCUUGUUCUCCAUAAAGGCAUAGUAUGUAGGAUUUUAAAGCCUUGUUGUGGUCCUGUGUUUACAAUGAAAGAAGUCUCCUCCUCUCCACCCAUUCACCCCGACAAUGUCAUGUAACAUAGCUAACUGGAAUAGCUAGAAGUAAUGUUAGUACCGUGAAAUACCGUAAUAUUGCUUUCAUUGUUGGAAGUUUUAUUUUAAAAUUUCAGACCCUCGCACAAGUCCUUAUUGUUGCUAGCUUCACACUGCAGGUAGCGCUACUUACAGGGUCAACAGAAAACAAGACAACUCCGUCUCACUUUUCAUCCCAUUGGCAAACUAUACCAUCAAGGAAAAGCAAUUCCAUCUCCAUACUGCCAUCAAAAAACAAAGUCUUGAUGGUAUGAAUAUACAUAACCACACCGCAAGUGAAAAUGGUCUGGCGAAUCGACUCAAGAAAUCAAGGAAGAGCGAAAAGCAUCAUUUUGGGGGGGAUUGCACACAUAGACCGGGGGAAAAGAAUGCAAUCUCGGACUGGCAGAGGAGAGAUUGCGAAUGUGGACCGGAGGUUCAGAGCAUGAUCGCGGUCCCCUGGUUGAAAACCCUGGGGUUAAACUAUUAAUAAAACUUGAAUGGUCUUCAACCCUACACGCUCUGUUUGCACUCCCUGCCAUCUGGAUGAAUGGUUCUCGCUCAUCCCGACCAAGGAGCUUCUCCACCCUAGCUCCCCAGUGGUGGAAUGAACUCCACAUUCCUCUAUGAAUCAUUCUGUCAUUGUCCAUCUUCUGUCAUGGUCUGAAGACACAUUGCUUCAGACUGUACCUGGACUAACUAUCCCUACUCCACAGGGCACUCCCAGUCUAGCAUCGCUGUCAUCACUUGUAUCCUGUCUUGUUCUUGUAGCACUUUCAUGUUACACUUGUGCCUUCAUCCACCACCUAUAUUUCACUUAUAUUGUUAUCUUGAUGUUGUAGCUCGUUGUCAUGCCUCCUAGUUUAACUUGUCAUAACUUGACCUAGCCAAUGCCUGCUGUGUGACCUAGACUUAAAGUGUUGAUGGCUAUGUUGUUGCAGUGACCUUGACCUUGGAUAAAUUUCCCUGGAUCAGCCCAUGACCAGUGCUUGGAGAUGAUGAACGUACAUACUCAAUAAUUGUUCCUCGGUAUCCGUCUAGUUGGAUGGUGAGGACCUGCUCCCACUGAAUUUUC
This is a messenger RNA of Anguilla anguilla (European eel), 4695 nucleotides long. RefSeq names its product G protein-coupled receptor 155a (gene gpr155a). The transcript is spliced from 16 exons. Gene Ontology annotation, biological process: intracellular signal transduction; transmembrane transport. Lineage: Eukaryota; Metazoa; Chordata; Actinopteri; Anguilliformes; Anguillidae. The coding region runs from base 226 to 2484 and encodes 752 amino acids. Gene Ontology annotation, cellular component: membrane. The record is from RefSeq and is a predicted model, not a curated record.